This is a messenger RNA of Klebsormidium nitens, 5425 nucleotides long. NCBI's taxonomy places the organism in Eukaryota, Viridiplantae, Streptophyta, Klebsormidiophyceae, Klebsormidiales, Klebsormidiaceae. The record is from the annotation of a GenBank genome assembly.
GAUUGGACCGCAUUUUGCUCCUUUCAUAAAACUUCACAAGUGUCACUGUAUUACUGUCAGUGUAACACCUAAUCUUAGUUUGUGGACUUCAUUCAGAAUUCUCUUCAGAAUGACAGAGCCUGAGGAAGCUUGCUUGAAAGUAGCUGGAUCGGCGUUUGCACAGCAUCCAAAUUGCUCACUGAGGUUUUCAGCCUUUGCAAGCGUUUGCUGAAAGCUGGGUAGGGAAUAAAUGCCGUGGUGUUGAUGGGCACAGGGAUCCCUUGGCAAUAUGGACCCCAAAAAGAUGCCUUGCAAGCAGUCAGCAGCAUUGCUGUUGCCCGGAAGGGAAUGCCAGUCAGAACCACAAAAAGCAGUCACCGAUUGCCCAUCAACGACAAGUUGUGAAGUCUGAGCUUUGAAUUGUGCUCUUAGAAAAAGCUCUCAAGGCAUUGGGGCACUGAUACAACCAGGGACAAUGGAUACAACUGAGAGCAAGGCCAGCAGUUCAAGAGCUGCUCCACCUCAAAGCGGAGACGUUGCAAUUGUCGUGGACAAGAGCCCCCACUUAAGAGCAGGGGAGAAGGAAGAGUUGCGGGAAGAGGCUGCGGAGCUGCUCGAAGACCUGAACGCCUUUUACUCCCGCUCCCCCGCCAUCACAGAACGAGCAUUGGAACUGACUGCUAGCACUUUGAACCGCCGCAAGAGCUUCGCCCUCAGUCACAGCCGGUUGAGUAACACUUCAGCUCCGGACAGCUCCAGAGAGGACGUUCACACCAGAUCUCAGGGGCCUGAUCAUGGUGGUGAGAAUGGGGCCCCCUCUCAGCCCCUCUUGGCAGACCACCGGCGAAGCGAAAUGCUGGGGCUGGCGGCGCGGUAUGAGAGUUUGUUACAGUCCCUGGGGCAUUCGAAAGAAGCGCAAAGGGUGGCAGAGUUUUGGCAGGGGGUGAAGGAGGUCUCUGCGGCCAAUGGGGUGGCGCCAGGUGGCGGCGCCCAGGACGAUGCGGACCUGCUGACAGGGAUGGAAGCGUUGCUGAAGGACGGGCUCGUGCGGUUCCUGAUGACUGUGAAACCGUUUCUGCCACCCUUCCCAUCCCAGAUUGUAAAGUUUACAGACGUGAAGUACAGCACCCUCCUCCCCAUCGAUGACACACCUUAUGACGACAUGCUGACCAAGUUUGUGCCGUGUCUACGAAAGAAGGUCCCUACAGAGCGAGUCCCCGUUCUCUCAGGUGUGACCGGGUAUCUGAUGCCUGGUUCCUUGACGCUGUGCCUGGGGCCCCUCGCCUCUGGGCAAACCGCUCUGACCAAGAUCCUCGGGGGGCGUUCCUGGGUGGACAAGAAGACGUGGCACCAGUCGGGCUGUGUCACGUACAACGGGAAGAACCUGCGGGAGGUCCAGAUCUCGAGGUUGGCCUCGUAUGCGGGCCCGUAUCCCAAUCAUCACCCGGCGCUUACAGUGCGCGAAACGCUCGAGUUUGCACGGGACUGCUCCCAAGCCUUCAAGCCGUGGCACAGCGAGGACUUGCAAGAGGCUUUGGGUCUGCCCAAAGGCAGCAAGGCCCGGGCCGACGCCAAGACUGACCUGAUCAUCAAGGUGCUGGGCCUGAAGGCGGUGGAGCACGUUCCGGUCGGGGCGCUCACGCCGGACGAGCUCCGGCGGCUCAGCAUCGGGGAAAUGCGGGCGGGGACGUAUACCGUACACUUGCAUGACGAUGUUGGGGUGGACUUCGACCCGGCCCUGGCUUUCGACAUUGUGUCCAUGCUCAAAGCCACGUCCCGCGUCUUCCAAACCGUCCAAUGGGUCGCUUGCGACAACCUUUCAAGCGAGGUCUACAACCAAUUUGAUCGGGUGGUGGUUCUCAAUGGUGGGCGCAUCGUGUACCAAGGUCCCCGCCUGGACGCCCUGCUGUACUUUGAGCGACUGGGCUACUUUAAGCCCCAGCACGUGGAAGUGGCAGACUACCUCAUGGAGGUCACCACUGCCGACGGUCAUCAGUAUUUGCGGCCAGGAGCGCAGGCGCUCGACGUCGACGGGUUUGUAGCUGAGUACGAACAAAGCCAACUGUACCAAGACGUGCGUCGGAUUGCGGAAAGUGAGAAAAGCAGGCACGUGUACUGGAUGAAGCUGACGGACCCUAGCCAGGUCGCGUUUGAGGAUGCUGACGUGUCAGAUGACGGAGGAAAGACCAUCAAAACGCUGCCCGCCAUCUCAUGGCUGGACGACGCCCUUGUCAGCGAGUGCAGCCUGGACCGGACGUCCGAACCGCACCUUGGCGACGUGGUGUCCGGCGUCCGGAUCGGAAAUGAGACGUUCCGCUACCUGGCGGUGGGCGACCACGACUCCAGCGCUGCGGGCUUGAUGGUCGCCCUCAAGGGGGCGGAGGGCGACGUCUGGCUGCAGCUGGAACGGCCGCUCUCGAAGGUCGACGGCGUGCUGCCACGUCAGUGGACGCAGAAAUACGUACAGCCGUUCUGGCCGUCCACGAGGCGCGUGCUGCACCGCCAGUGGCUCGUCACCAUACGCAACAAGACGGCGAUCAAGGCGCGGCUUAUCCAGGUGAUCAUUUUGGGCAUCUUUGCGGGCACGUUGCUGUACCAAAAGUCGCUGCGGCCGCCGACCACCGUUCUGCUGGGCCUGCGCAAGGCGGCACCUUUCAUCGCCAUCCUAGUUAUCUUCCUGGGCGCGCUCGCGCAAGUUCCUGGCCAGAUGGUUGAGCGCGCCAUCUAUUACAAGCACCACGCGCAGGGCUUCUACCGCGCCUCCUCGUACGUGCUCGCGGCGUUCGCCUGCAACGCGCCCCUGGUCGCCAUGGAGAAUAAUCCACAAGACCCCAGAAACUUGACCUCCCCUAACCCGGAGGUUCUGGUGUACGGCUGCCUGCUCUACUUUCUGACGGGCGGCAGCCUGUACGACCACUGGGCGCCGAUCUUCGUCUUCCUGGUGCUCCUCUACAUGUCCGGCACCAUCGGCGCGUCCAUGGUCCGCAUGCUGACGUCAUGCCUAGAAUCAGCGGCCGCGGUCAACCAGAUUGCAGGUAUUUUGAUUGGUCUCUUCAUUGUCUUCGCCGGUUUCCUCAUCCCCCUACACAUUAUGCCCAACUGGUGGUUCUGGUUCUACUACCUGUCACCGAUGCAAUGGAUAAUCACGGGGCUCAUGAUCAACGAGUUUCGCAGCGGCCGCUACGACCAGAUCUGCGGCGACUACCCGCCCGCGCUUCUCGCUGUGCUGCCGUAUUGCCGAGGCGCAAAUCUGAACAAGAGCGUGGGCGAGGCGUAUCUCGACUUCAACUCAAUUCAGUACCGCAAGUGGUGGCUCGGAAUCUGCUUCGCGGUGCUCGUGGUGUUUGUACUGGGGUUCCAGUUCCUGGCGUGGCUAGGGCUCAAGUACGUCAGCUUCCCGGAGAAGCUCAACCAGCGCAUCUCGCUCGCCGGCUUCCUGCAAACGCGGCGCUUCGGAAAAAGAGCAGAGGUACCACAGCCGACUGAAUGGCAGACGGUGCAGCCCCCUAAAGCCAACGGCUCAGAGCACGCGGGCCACACGGCAGAGGCGCUUGUGGUCAAAGCGGCCGCGUUGCCCGCCUUCCAGCCCGUCACGCUGUCGUGGCAUGACGUCAGCUCCGAGGUGCCCAUCCCCAAUUUUAAGGACCCGCGAGUCGUGCUGAGCCACGUGUCAGGCUGGGCCAAGCCCGGUACGAUGACGGCCAUCAUGGGCGUGAAGGGGUCGGGGAAGACGGUCCUGAUGGACAUUCUGGCCGGGAGGAACACCCCGGGCAGGACCAAGGGCAGCAUACUGGUGAACGGCUACCCCCGCGACGUGGACACGUUCCGGCGGGUUCGCGGUUACGUGUCGCCUUCGGACGUCCACCCGGCGUACGCAACCGUCCGAGAGUGCGUCCAAUUCAGCGCCAAGCUGCGGCUGCCGCGGAACACGACGCCCGAGAAACGAGAGGCGCUCGUUUCAGAGGUUCUAACCCUAACCGGCCUCGCGGCCAGCGCGGCCCACCUGGUAGGCACCCCGGGCACCAACGGCCUGGACCCGGAGCAACUCCGCCGCCUCUCGUUAGCGGUCGGGUUAGUCACUAACCCCGCGGUUAACUUCGUCGACGAGCCGGACAAGAACCUCGACCCGCAGGCGGCGCGCAGAAUCGUCGCGUGCAAUCACGCGGUUGCCAAGAGCGGACGGACCGUAAUUUCGACGCUGAACCACCCGGUGGGACGGAUUCUGGGUGUGUUCGACCGGUUGUUGCUGCUGAAGAGGGGCGGGGAAACGACCUACUGGGGGCCGGUCGGGGGGCUCGCGUGCACAGACGCUGUCGGCUACUUCGAGCGCAUCCCUGGCACUCUCCCCUGCGGCUUCAGCGAGAACCCGGCCGACUACCUCAUCGAGUGCAUCGGUGGCGGUCUGCGCCAGCGAACGGACCGCGACUAUUCUUUCGACUACCGCCACAGCGUACUCGCAGCGGAAUCCGCGGCGGAAUUGAGGGUCUUAAGGCGGUCCAAGGGCCAAGCGGGGCCGAACCUGGUAGAGAAGGGGUACGCUGCGCCAAUGAGCACCAUCUACAAAGAGGUACUCUUGCGCGCGCAGCGCACCUACUUCCGCAACCUGUCUUACAGCUUCGGCCGCGUGACGUCAGCGAUCCUGCUGGGGCUCAUCUUCGGGAGCGUCUUCUGGCAGAUGCCGUACACGACCAUCGUGCGCAGCGGCGCGCGGGGGGGCGUCAUAUACAUAAGCACGCUGCUGAUGACCAUAGGCAGUGCGACGGUGGUGAUCCUGGAGCUCAAUAAGGAGCGCCCCGUGUACGACCGGGAGAGGAGCCACCGGAUGUACCCCGCGCUUGCGUGGAGCUUGGGAUGGGGGCUCGCGGAGAUCCCGUACAUCGCGGUGUCGUUCCUGUUCCACUGCGCCAUCCUGUGCUUGAUGACCAACAUCGCCACGGACAGCGCGGCCAGCUUCUUCGAGUUCUGGUUCACGCUCUGCCUCUUCGGGGCGACCAUCGUGUACGCCGCCAUGUUCCUCGCGGUCGCCACCCCCGCCCCCCAGAUUGCGAUCGUCAUUAUCAACGUCUUCAUCAACCUGAUGAUUGCGUCAGCGGGUUACGUCAUCCCCAAGGCGCAGAUCCCCAGGUUCUGGCAGUUUGCCUACUGGAUCAACCCCGCUCGGUACACGCUGAACAGUCUGCGCUCCAUCGCCUUUUACUGCGACACCAAGAGCCGCCAGUGUACAACUCCCGGGUGCGCCAGCAACCCAGCGGUGUGCCCCGCAUGCACCUGCACGCGUCUGAAAGACAACUUCAAUGUCUUCGUGUGGACGUCACAACAAUCCUCCGCCCAACUAGACAACGGGCGGCGCCUCUGGGACUGGAUGGCCUUGCUCGCGUUCUGUGUUUUCUUUCGGGUACUAGCCUACCUGGCCCUUCGGCGGGCCAAGUUCAAUAACAAGUAUUAG